ACUAGGGGCAUUUGUUAGGGGUGGGGCUUCGGCGGGUGCUACCCCAGAGUCGUUGGUGCCCGGCGUAACGGGCGUUGUAGCCGAGCCUUUCCUCUCAGGAGCAUAGUCGUGGCCAUGAAGGAAGAGAAAGAUCAUAGGCCUAAGGAGAAGAGAGUGACCCUGCUAAUGCCCCAGGGAGCCACAGGCAGUAGCGCUGGGGCUAUGGCGGAAGGCGCCAGAGGGGAAGAUAAGCAGGAUCGCAACAAGGACAAGAAAGACUCUUUGAGCAAGGUGGUAAUUCGAAGAUUACCUCCCACUUUGACCAAGGAGCAGCUUCAGGAACAUCUUCAACCUAUGCCUGAGCAUGAUUAUUUUGAGUUUUUUUCUAAUGAUACUAGUCUCUAUCCUCAUAUGUAUGCCAGAGCAUAUAUCAACUUUAAAAACCAAGAGGACAUUCUUUUAUUCAGGGACCGAUUUGAUGGCUAUGUAUUCCUUGACAAUAAAGGUCAGGAAUAUCAUGCUAUAGUGGAAUUUGCACCGUUUCAAAAAGCUGCAAAAAAGAAGAUUAAGAAAAGAGAUACCAAAGUUGGGACUAUCGAAGAUGAUCCAGAAUAUAGAAAAUUUUUGGAGAGUUAUGCUACAGACAAUGAGAAAAUGACAUCUACUCCAGAGACACUACUAGAGGAAAUAGAAGCCAAAAAUAGAGAAUUAAUAGCUAAAAGGACAACCCCACUUUUGAGCUUCCUGAAAAACAAGCAGAGAUUGAGAGACGAAAAGAGGGAAGAAAGAAGGAGGCGAGAAAUAGAAAGGAAAAGACAGAGAGAAGAAGAGAGAAGAAAAUGGAAAGAAGAAGAAAAACGAAAAAGGAAAGAUUUAGAAAAACUAAAGAAGAUAGAGAAAGUUCCGGAAAGGGAAAAAGUAAAAGAUGAACCGAAGAUUAAGGUACACAGGUUUCUGUUACAAGCUGUGAAUCAGAAAAAUCUGCUGAAGAAACCAGAAAAAGGAGAAGAGAAAGAACUAGAUAAAAGAGAAAAAGCCAAGAAACUGGACAAAGAAAAUCUGAAUGAAGAAAGAGCCAGUGGGCAAAGUUGUACUCUACCUAAGCGAUCUGAUGUUGAACUGAAGGAUGAAAAGCCAAAGAGGCUUGAAGAUGAGAUUAUCAGAGAAUACAGGGAGAGGGACCGGGAUUAUGAACGAGACCAGGAGCGCAUACUCCGGGAAAGAGAGAGGCUGAGGCGCCAAGAGGAGGAACGCCGGAGGCAGCAGCAGAAGGAGCGCUAUGAGAAAGAGAAAGCCUUUAAAAGAAAGGAAGAAGAACUAAAGAGAGAGAGAGAAGGAAUCCGAGAUAAAGGAAAGAGGAACGAAAUUACAGAAUCAAUAAGCACCUUAGAAAGAACUGAAAAGAAAGACGACGCGAUGAAGAGAGAUCGCAUAAGAAACAAGGAUCGUCCAGCAAUGCAGCUUUACCAACCAGGAGUUCGAAGCCGAAAUCGACUCUGUCCCCCUGAUGACUGCUUCAAGUCUGGAGAUUCGGCAGUAGACAAAAAGCAGGAAAGUGGUAUUAGCCAUAGAAAAGAAGGAGGAGAGGAGUGAUAAGUCCACAUGGCCAUAGGUGUCCUGACUGUCCAGGCAGCCAAAGAGCACGUAUUAAGCUAUCCAGAAGUGCCUUCAGGGCAUAGGAACAGAGAGCAAGGAAGGGGGUCGCUGUGCUGGUGGGAUACACUGCAGAGGAGUAUGUCAAAGCAGGAAUCAGAAUGCAGGCUCAGAAUUGGAAGCACAAUGCCACUGUUUAUGCCGUUUCUACAAGUUAAUUUUAAUGUCUCAGAAAAAGAUGAUGGCAAGAACAUUGCAGCAGAUGAAAAAUGCCAAGUAAGGACUUACUUUUGUAUCACACAAGAAAAAAAGAGCUUGUUCUAAAAACCAACAGGUGUUCUUAAUCCUGGCUUGAAUUUUCUUAGUCUGAAUGGAACAGAAUUACUUUGAAGUCUUGUUCGGAUCUAACUACUUUGCAUUGUUGAUGAUGUCUGUUGACUUUCUGUGUAGUGUAGAAACAGCAAGCAUGUAAUUGUAGUCCAUGUAGAGUAGAGGAUUGAACAAGCUUUGGUUGAUGCAAAAAAAAAAAAAAAAAGAAAUAGUCACGUUACAUCUAUAUCCUGUGUCUGAAAUUUUUAUAAUUAGAGGUUGCUUUGUUUACUUAUGUGAACUUUGCAUCAGUAAUAUUUGUAGACAUCUCAUUUUGCCUUUAGCAUUUUUAUAUUCGUAGGUAAAAUGUAGUCCUUGAUCAGCUGCUGACAAUCCAGUCUUUGUUUUAUCUUAGGUGUCAUGAUUUGAGUGCAUACCCUCUCCAAGAAGGAAACUACGCCAAUGUCUGUUCCUGUUAAUUGGCAGCUUUUCCAGUCUUAGCUCAUUUGUAAUGCUUUCAAUAAAUUUCAACUUCACUCAAGUAUGAACUUUAA
This is a messenger RNA of Nannospalax galili (Upper Galilee mountains blind mole rat), 2435 nucleotides long. RefSeq names its product UPF3B regulator of nonsense mediated mRNA decay (gene Upf3b). The record is from RefSeq and is a predicted model, not a curated record. Gene Ontology annotation, biological process: positive regulation of translation; nuclear-transcribed mRNA catabolic process, nonsense-mediated decay. The transcript is spliced from 11 exons. The coding region runs from base 115 to 1572 and encodes 485 amino acids. Lineage: Eukaryota; Metazoa; Chordata; Mammalia; Rodentia; Spalacidae. Gene Ontology annotation, molecular function: mRNA binding. Gene Ontology annotation, cellular component: cytoplasm; nucleolus.